Molecule: messenger RNA, 911 nt
Organism: Solanum stenotomum
Lineage: Eukaryota; Viridiplantae; Streptophyta; Magnoliopsida; Solanales; Solanaceae
Product: putative late blight resistance protein homolog R1A-3
Exons: 2
Coding region: 272-565 (97 amino acids)
Biological process (GO): protein folding
Molecular function (GO): alpha-tubulin binding
Source: RefSeq, a predicted model, not a curated record
GAUUUUACAUAAAUUUAAGCAUCCUGACUGCCUGAUAUUCUCGAUUCUCUCCGUCUUUUAGAGAAACUGGAGACACUAUACCUAGGAGCAGAACAAACCAUCAAUGACCAGAUCAUGAUUUUCUCGGGGGAUAUUUUUCCUCCUAAUCUCAAGGAAUUGAAAUUAACAUGUACUUUUAUACCAUGGGAAGCUAUGAAUUUGCUGGCUAAUUUACCCAAUCUUGAGUCGUUUAUGGGGGUUGAUGCAUUUGAUGGAACAGACUGGACACUAAAUGAAGAUAUUGGCGUUUCCCAAAUUAAAAUAUCUUCAAAUUUUGUUCGGAUGUCUGGCAAGGUGGGAAGUAGGUAGUAAUAAUUUUCCGAUGCUUGAGCAACUAUUACUGGAUGGGUUGUAUGAACUGGAGAAGAUUCCUGAGAGCAUUGGAGAUAUAAUGACAAUAAAAUUGAUCAAAAUAGAUCGUUGUGGCUCUGGUGUGGAGACUAGUGCAAAGAAAAUUCAACAAGAGCAACAAAGCCAGGGAAAUGAUGAGCUUCAAGUUCAAAUUAUUAGUAACAAGAGUGUGUAGAAGGGUUUCGAGCUAAAGUUGGAAAAUCUGCUGGUGGUAACACUGAGUAAAUGAGAUUGCAUUUUGAAUCUUUCAUCCUAAAAGGUGUUCUGGAGAGUUUAUGGUUGUAUUGUUUUUCUUCUUCGUAAUCAGAUUCGUAUUGGAGGUUGUAAUAGUUAGAUUCCCAUAAUGUUUGAACAUUUUGGAUACUUGAUUUGCUUGAGUCUAUUACCUUUAGGGAAGUUGAACAAGGACUCAAUUGUAUAGCUAUGUAUAACUAAUGAGUUGACGGCCAAAAACACAUCUUAACUAUCUCACUUUAUUGAGUUUCAUACCUGAACUGUUGAAAGUGUAAGUUUCCUUUCUA